This is a messenger RNA of Punica granatum (pomegranate), 907 nucleotides long. NCBI's taxonomy places the organism in Eukaryota, Viridiplantae, Streptophyta, Magnoliopsida, Myrtales, Lythraceae. The record is from RefSeq and is a predicted model, not a curated record.
UCGAGCCAUCAUCUGGUAAGAAAUGGAAUAAAACUUUCAUAGCCCAAUUGCCUCUGAUCAAAUCCGUGUUUGAAUGAAUUGAUCGUUGGAGAUUAGUUGAGGACUGUUCCACUUACCAACUUUCCCGCCUCCCCCACCACGCACGAACUCGGCCCUUAUAUAAGCCAACCGCCAAUCAAUCUCCCCUUCCACAGAGAAAAUUAUCCGCCGUAGCCAUGGCAUUGGUCGUUCAAACUCCUUCCCGCUUCGGGAAUCUCGUCACGGAGAUGGAGGAUGAGGAGGAUCUCUUCGAGAUCGACCUAGAGGCCGUCAACAGCAUCCCCCCUCCUAAGUAUUACUGGGGAAGUUACUGCGCCAACACUACUGGGACUGCGCUCCUCGCCAACUGCCUCUUGCCUGCUGCGGAUAUCUCCAGCGCUGUCCCAGCAUCGGCAUCAGUAACGUCAGUGAUGAAUGCCUCUGGACAGCCUGUGUCUGGGAGGCAGGGUUCUCUUCCAGUCCCGGAGCCCGUGCCCCUCGGGAAGCUUCUCCAACUACCAUACUCGAGUGUUCUCGCGUACUACUCUAGGAAGUGAUCAAAGACAAAGUUUCUUAUAUGUUAUACACACAUAUACCAUUAGCUUAUGUUCUGUAAGGAGAUAGAGAAAUGCCUUCACAAAGCUAAUUCUUAUGAUUUAUUUGCAUCAUUGUACAAAAUUAAACAAUUUAAUUGUGCUUUUGCGCGUGCGCACACACACACGGAGAUUAUGUCAACUAUUUUUCCAAACUUACAUAUGUUUUUGAGUCUUUUGACCCCGGUCAAAUCUUCGCCCAUCGGCUCAGUCAUUUGGGAGGCGAUGAUCUUCCUGCUUGUUCGUCUAUAAGGUAAUGGAAAGUUUUAUGAUCACUUGAAGUGAUCUUUCCCCUA